AUGCUGCAGUUUCUGCUUCCUCUGCGCUCUUCGCCGCUAUCAUUCGCUUUGGACUGCAUGGAAGGAAAGGAUGUUGGUGUAGAAUGCGAUCAACCGCCACAACGGAUGUUCUACUAUGACAGUCGAUACAAAGUCUGCCAACCGUUCCAAUACCGAGGAUGCGGCGGAAAUUCGAAUCGGUUUGCCACAUCCCAGGAGUGCAAGGAUGCGUGCCCUGGAGGAGCCAAGGGGACCAAGAGCAAUGACGCCCCGGCAGGGGCAGCUCUGGCUGGAAGUGAUGCAGUGUUCGUGCCGAGAGGAACAUCUCACGAUCAAUGGAUGAAA
This is a messenger RNA of Ostertagia ostertagi, 324 nucleotides long. NCBI's taxonomy places the organism in Eukaryota, Metazoa, Nematoda, Chromadorea, Rhabditida, Trichostrongylidae. The record is from the annotation of a GenBank genome assembly.